This is a messenger RNA of Gymnogyps californianus (California condor), 1931 nucleotides long. RefSeq names its product tripartite motif containing 14 (gene TRIM14). Gene Ontology annotation, molecular function: zinc ion binding; protein binding. The coding region runs from base 1 to 1305 and encodes 434 amino acids. Gene Ontology annotation, biological process: innate immune response. The record is from RefSeq and is a predicted model, not a curated record. NCBI's taxonomy places the organism in Eukaryota, Metazoa, Chordata, Aves, Accipitriformes, Cathartidae. The transcript has 6 exons.
AUGGCGCAGGGGGAGUCGCGGGCCCUAGCCUCGGGGGUGCGGGUGUGCGGCGUCCACGCGGGGCGGCCGCUGGAGCUGUUCUGCGAGGACUGCGGGCGCUGCGUCUGCGCCCUCUGCCUGGCCCUGGGCCCGCACCGCGGACACCGCGCCGGCCUCCUGCCCCACGCCGUCCGCCACAAGCAGGAACUCAUGGCAUUGUGUUUGAAGGAUCUAGAAGAGAGAAAAGAGCAAGAAGCUGGUAACAGAAGGAGCAUAGAGCAGGCUGCUAAUGAUCUGAAGGCACAUGCCAUUAUGAGCAAAAGGCAGCUGUCAGACAAAGUGUCUGAGCUCCAGUUACUACUUCGGGAAGAGGAGAGUCUGGCGAAAAACUUCAUUGAUGAAAAGACUCAACAAGCCCUGGAAGCACAUGAUCAGCAGUUGGAGUCCUGUCAAGAAAAGCUGGCAGCCCUGGAGACCUUCUCACAUCGAAUCAGACAAAUACAACAGCACAGUGAUCCUAUUCAGUUGCUGGAGAAGUACACAGAAAUCGAGAAGGAAAUGCAGGAGCCCAGGCACCUGUUAGAACAGUGGCAUCCAAUACCUCUCUCAUUUGAGCACAUACUUAACCAUUAUAAGCACUUCGUGACAGUUCUUCAGUCCAUUCUACAGAAACCACUAGAAGCCCGGCUUAAAGAAGACAUUUUCAGUAGCCUUAAUGCCACUGCAAAGAAGGACCCUGGAACAGUGUUGAAAACCAUGUCUCCUGUUGAUCGGUUGCUUUUCUUAAAACAUGCAAGAUCACCAACCUGGGAAUAUGACAGCCUUCACCCAAGGCUGAAAUUGUCUGAUGACCGUCUUGUAGUAAGCUGUAAUUGGAGGAGGAUAUUUUACCCUUGUGGUCCCCAGAGAUUUGAUAAAUUAUGGCAAGUGCUAAGCAGAGAUGCAUUCCUCUCUGGGAGCCAUUACUGGGAAGUUGACCUGCUUCAUGCUGGAGCAGGAUGGUGGAUUGGCGCAGCCUACCCUUCCAUUGGCAGGAAAGGAGACUCUGAAACCUGUCGACUGGGCUGGAAUAGAGCAUCUUGGUGCCUUAAGAAGUUUGAUUUUGAAUACUGGGCGUUUCACAAGGGGGAGAGAAUCCCCAUCCUGAUAGAAGAUGAUCCUGAUCGCAUUGGCAUUUUUCUGGAUUAUGAAGCAGGAAUCCUUUCAUUCUACAAUGUUACUGAUGGCAUGGCUCAUUUGCACACCUUCUGCUGCAAGUUCACAGAACCAGUUUACCCAGCCUUGAGGCUCUGGGAAGGGUCCAUUGGAAUAUGCAAACUAACAUAAGGAACAAAGCAAAAUAAAGCCUAUUAUUUCAUGCUUUUUCUAUGAAAGCCACUUCAGCAAUCAUCUACAUGAACUCUGUCAUAUGAAAGUUGUAACUGUGAUGCUUUUAGAAGGUAACAGUUAAGUUCAAGAAAACCAACUGUAAUUUGUAAUAUAUGCAUUUUUCAAUGGGGAAGGUGAUCUGGCUUUUAUAAACGAUGUCAAUGUAUCACCUAAAGUGCCAUAUAUAAUAUUUUUUGUACUUUUUUCAACUUGCAAAAUGGAAAAAGUCUGCUUGAAAGAAGCAUAUUACAACUCAGAUUUGAACCUGGAUAUUGGCAUCUUUUUUUAUGAACUCCCUCCCCUCAUCUGCCUGGAGAGGCUGCAAUUGUGUAUGGUAAUAGGUUUAGUUUGGUUCAAGCUUCAAGUUCAUAUAUUGCAUAUUGUUAUAGCUGACAGGGUCAGAUUUGGAUAAUAAAUGCAUUAAGUGAAUUAGCUCAUACUUAAGUAUCAUCUUGGAAAAAUCAAAGACUGGCACCGACUGUUGGAAAGGUCCCUUCAAGUAAAGCUGAAGUAGGAGUCUCUGUAGCCACACUUAAUAGCCAUUAGCUAGUCUUACUUGUGACAGAGACUGAACUGCACUUCUG